Messenger RNA from Rhodotorula graminis WP1, 977 nucleotides. RefSeq lists its product as uncharacterized. NCBI's taxonomy places the organism in Eukaryota, Fungi, Basidiomycota, Microbotryomycetes, Sporidiobolales, Sporidiobolaceae. The record is from RefSeq and is a predicted model, not a curated record. Bases 1 to 918 code for a protein of 305 amino acids. The transcript is spliced from 4 exons.
AUGGCGCUCUCGCCUUCAGCUCUGCACAACCCGGUCGUGCGGCUGCCGCCUGGCCCGCGCACGAGGGAGCACAUCCCCGUGUCGCUCCUGCCCCUCGCGUCGAACCGCAACGCCCACAUCACGCGCCUGUACAACCUCGUCGUCCACCUCGUCUCGCUCGCGCCCUCGCCCGCGACCCAUACGCGCACCGUGAGGGCAUGGCGCGCCCUCGCCCAGUGCCGCGAGGUCCACCUGAGCGUCCUGUGGAGCCUCGGCGCCGCCAUCAUCGACCGGGCGCGAGAAGGAGCAGCCGCCCGAGGCUCCCCCGGCGCCGACGGCCUCGUCGACGACGACGACGAGGCGCAGUGGAGGGCCGGGCAGCGCGCAGAGUGGCUUCGGUUCAACCAGGAGGGCGUCCUCGACCGCGUCAGCAAGUUCAACGAGUACAUCCUUGCCCUCGUCGCCGCCGGUCGCGCCGAGUUUGCCCUCGACGAGCUCGAGUCCUACCUCGACAACCAGCCGUACCACGACUCGAUCUCGCUCAACACCCUGUACGGCCUCCUCGCCCUCCUCGUCGCCCAGCCCGCCUCGCACUCGCACGCCGCACCUGCACCCUCCUCCUCGUUCGACACCUCUUCCUCGGACGACGACGGCACGUCUCGGUAUCGCGGUGGUCGCGCAGCAAAGCGCGCCAGGCUCAGCAGCCACGGCGAGAACGUUCAACCUGGUGACGAGUUCGACGAGCUGCUGCGGUCCAUCGCCUCGACCUCGCCGAGCCUGUUGCACAAGGCCGAGGAGCGGCUGCGGCGGGCUGCGCUGCUCGAGGAGCAGGCCGACAGGGAGGUCGGCAGGGAGCCAGGCCCAGGCGAGGCAGCGAGGUGGCUAGCUUUGAUUCAUCGACACUCGCAGAGAGGCGGUCGCGACGACUCGCCUCUUUGACGACCCGCUCUUCCGCCUUCUACUGUUCCACCACCCUGUUGUCGUCACACACCACAUAU